AUGGCGACGCUUUCGACAAUAACACUGUCCCUACCAACGCUACUUUUAGCUUUUCUAUUUAUCAACUCGGCUUUUUCAGCACGGAUUGCAGGGUUUCAUGCUAUAGGAGGAUCACAGUACAUUAACACGAGGAACGUUUUAGAGGAACUGGCCUCAAGGGGACACGAGGUUGUACUGGUUGUUGCAUCAUCUUUUAAAAAAUUCAAACCAAGUGAGAAAGUGCCACACAAGAUUUACCAAGUGCCAUAUGAACCAGGCUUCAUGGAGAAAACUAUGUUACCACUUGAACUGGAGGGGAAAAUGCUAGAGCUGAUGUUCAAAAUGAAAGAUGUCUUCCAAGUUAUGUGUGAAAGUGCCUUAACUUCUGCUGAAGUUCUGAAAGAGCUACAGGAUUGUGACCUCCUCAUUUAUGAUACUACCUCUUUCUGUGCAGCAUUACUUGGUGAACGCCACAACAUCCCCCUUGUUGAGUUGUUGCCCCUGUCUCCAAAUGGCCCAGCUGCUUCUUUUCACAUGAUACCCAUGCCACUUUCUUAUGUUCCUGUUCUGUUAACCAGAUUUACCGAUAAAAUGACUUUCAUGGAACGUGUGACAAAUUUGGCAUAUUACUUUGGUCAGAAACUAUUUAUCAGCAUGGCAAUUAACAAGCCAAUGAAUGCUCUUAAACUCAAGUACAACAUAGUAGUUGAAAGGAGCUUUGAAGAAGCCAUUGCCAAUGUAGAACUGCUGUUGAUACUAGCAGAUUUUGCGCUGGAAUAUCCCCAACCUCUGUUACCAGGCCAAAUCAUGAUUGGGCCACUGAAUGUGAAAGAUGCUCAACCUCUCCCCUCUGAUUUAGAAGAAUUUAUCAGCAAUUCAGGAGAUAAUGGUUUUAUCAUUUGUUCCUUUGGUUCAAUGGUGGCAUCAAACCUUCAAAGGGAGAAAGUAGACAUGUUAGCUGCAGCGUUUGGAAAACUGAAACAAAGAGUUGUUUGGAGAAUUAAAGGUUACAUCCCAUCUGAUCUCAGCUCAAAUGUCAAAGCUAUGGACUGGUUACCCCAGAAUGAUCUUCUGGCUCACAAGGACAUCAAAGCUUUUGUCUCCCAUGUGGGACACAACAGUCUUUACGAGUCUGCAUAUCAUGGAGUUCCAUUAGUGGCAUUUCCACUGGGUGGAGACCAGGAUAGUAAUGCUAAGAAAGCAGAGCAUUUAGGCAUUGGUUUAAUUGUGGAUCAUAAGAGCAACAAUGAUGUGAAGCUGUUUGAAACAAUUGAGAAAGUUAUCAAUGAAUCACGAUUUAAAGAAAAAGCAAAGCACAUUUCUGGUUUGUUGAGGGAUCGUUCACAAACACCUCUUCAAGAAGCUUGCAACUGGAUAGAAUACACACUCAGACAUGGCGGAGCUAAGCACCUCAAAGCCCAAGUGUUUAAGGUCCCCUGGUAUCAGUAUUAUUUACUUGAUGUUAUUGCCUUCCUGUUAGCAGUAGCAACUGUUACUGUCAUUGUGAUACGAUUAAUAUGUAGAUUUUUAUGCCGCAUGUGUUGUAAAAAGGGUGAUGGUAAAACUAAGAAGGAUUAAUUUUACUAUCUUGUUAGUAAUCCUCUCCACUCACAUCUUAAGAUAAUCACCCUUUCUCACACAGCCCCUUCACCCUCACCAACACAACAGGCACAUCAUUACCAAAGGCAGAGCAAACCAUUAAGGUCUCUCUGCCAUGCAAGUAAAACACAUAUGUAAUUGCCAACUUGUUACGCACGGCUAAUGGUGCUUUUGCAAGUACCUGUGUACUGCUAAAGCUAAGAAAAGGUCACAAAUAAACAGAAAUGCUAAGCAGUUUAUUUCCAAACAUUGGAAAAGCUCAGACACUGUGUACAUUUUACAAGACCCUGAAUCUUAAAUAUUGAAAUACCUUACAGAACUACUUCUGCUACUGUGUUUAAUAUGCAAAUACAUCUAUAUAUCAAAGUGUUUCUUCUUACAGUGAACAAACAUAUGGUUGAUAGUUUGACCAGGCAAUAACAAUCAAUCAUGUAGUGUGAUUAAGCAAGUAAUCACAUAACAUGACAGACAAUAUGCAAUCCCCCCAAAAAUGAAAGUGAUCUC
This is a messenger RNA of Pocillopora verrucosa, 2082 nucleotides long. RefSeq names its product UDP-glucuronosyltransferase 2B1. Gene Ontology annotation, molecular function: UDP-glycosyltransferase activity. The record is from RefSeq and is a predicted model, not a curated record. Lineage: Eukaryota; Metazoa; Cnidaria; Anthozoa; Scleractinia; Pocilloporidae.